Molecule: messenger RNA, 1578 nt
Organism: Mizuhopecten yessoensis (Yesso scallop)
Lineage: Eukaryota; Metazoa; Mollusca; Bivalvia; Pectinida; Pectinidae
Product: extensin-like
Exons: 3
Coding region: 1-1578 (525 amino acids)
Source: RefSeq, a predicted model, not a curated record
AUGACUGAGCACGAUGCCACUGGUGUGUUUAGACACGAUACAGCCACAGGGACUUACAGCCACAGGGACCUACAGCCAGCCCCCAAGACACACUACAGCCACAGGGACCUACAGCCUUCCCCCAAGACACUCUACAGCCACAGGGACCUACAGCAAGCCCCCGAGAUACACUACAGAUACAGGGACAUACAGUCAGCCCCCAAGACACACUACAGCCCCAGGGACCUACAGCCAGCCCCAAAGACACACUCCAGCCACAGGGCCCUACAGCCAGCCCCAAAGACACUCUCCAGCCACAGGGACCUACAGCAAGCCCCCGAGAUACACUACAGAUACAGGGACAUACAGUCAGCCCCCAAGACACACUCCAGCCACAGGGCCCUACAGCCAGCCCCCAAGACCCACUCCAGCCACAGGGACCUACAGCAACCCCCCAAGACACCCUACAGCCCCAGGGACCUACAGCCAGCCCCAAAGACACACUCCAGCCACAGGGACAUACAGCCACCCCCCGAGACACACUACAGCCUCAGGGACCUACAGCAAGCCCCAGAGAUACCCUACAGCUACAGGGACAUACAGUCAGCCCCCAAGACACCCCGCAGCCCCAGGGACCUACAGCCAGCCCCCAAGAGACACUACAGCUACAGGGACCUACAGCCAGCCCCUGAGCCACACUACAGCUACAGGGACCUACAGUCAGCCCCCAAGACACACUACCGCCACAGGGACCUACAGCCCGCCCCCGAGACACACUACAGCCUCAGGGACCUACAGCAAGCCCCCGAGAUACACUACAGAUACAGGGACAUACAGUCAGCCUCGAGACACACUACAGCCACAGUGACAUACAACCAGCCCCCGAGACACACUACUGCCACAGGGACCUACAACCAGCCCCGGAGACAGAAUACAGCCACAGGGACCUACACCCAGCCCCUGAGACACCCUACAGCCACAGGGACAUACAUCAGCCCCGGAAGCCACAGUGACCUACAGUCAGCCCUGGAAGCCACAGUGACCUACGGUCAGCCCUGGAAGCUCCACCCAAUCCAAACUGAAGACACGAUAAAGCCACAGGGACUUACAGCCACAGGGCCCUACAGCCAGCCCCAAAGACACACUCCAGCCACAGGGCCCUACAGCCAGCCCCCAAGACAAACUGCAGCCACAGGGACAUACAGCCACCCCCCGAGACACACGACAGCCACAGGGACAUACAGCCACCCCCCGAGACACACUACAGCCACAGUGACAUACAACCAGCCCCCGAGACACACUACAGCCACAGGGACAUACAGCCACAGGGACCUACAGCCAGCCCCCGAGACAAACUACAGCCACAGGGACAUACAGCCAGCCCCCGAGACACACUACAGCCACAGGGACCUACAGCCAGCCCCCGAGACACACUACAGCCACAGGGACCUACAGCCAGCCCCUGAGACACACUACAGCCACAGGGACCUACAGCCACAGGGACAUACAGCCAGCCUCAGAGACAAACUACAGCCACAGGGACCUACAGCCAGCCCCCGAGACACACUACAGCCACAGGGACCUACAACCAGCCCCUGA